AUGUUAGGAGAUCGCCAGCUAUCUAUUAUUAGCCCAGCCACGAGGGAUAAAGAAGUGUUCAAAUGGGUUUCCUGCAAGCCCGGAGAAAUCAAAGAUGAAAAUUCCGAGAUUGUGGACGUUAUUAGUUGGGUAGUGUCAGAUAUCAGAGAAAUGUCCGAAAAUCCAAUAUUGGUUGAGCUCCUAAAAGUAACUGACCGGAGCUGCUAUGAUGAUGUAUCUAAACUCUGUGAUGUGUACAACAAAACUAUAAUAGAUCUUUGGAACAUGUGGGAUGAAGGCAAUAUAGUUCCUGAAUUUUUCAACCGAAAGGCUUCGCGUGACCAUGUUCAGUUCAUACUUCUUCAAUGUUACAACCGAGCUGUAUCAGAUCCAGAGAAACUUAAUCAAUAUCCUCCUUUUUCGCCUCAGGUGUAUGGAGAGACAUCCUUUGAACUCAUUUCGCAAAUGAUUGACACAAUUACGGUCGCUAGCGACGAUAUAUUUAUCGAUCUUGGGAGUGGUGUUGGUCAGGUUGUCCUCCAAGUAUGUGCCUCUACUGAUGCGAAAUUCUGUUAUGGGAUUGAAAAGGCUGAAUAUCCUGCCAAUUGCGCCUCUCGGCUUGACUCAGCUUUCCGCCACUGGAUGGGUUUUUACGGGAAAUCUUAUCGACCCUAUACGUUAGAACGUGGAGAUUUUUUAUCAACGGAGUACCAAGAGAAGAUAACAAACGCUAGCGUCCUUUUCGCAAACAACUUUGCAUUCGGUCCAGAGGUGGAUCACCAGCUAAAACAAAGGUUUGCCAAUCUUAAAGAAGGUGCUCGAAUAAUCUCUUCAAAGGCUUUCUGUCCUUUAAAUUUUCGGAUUACUGAUAGGAAUCUAGGAGAUAUUGGAUCAAUCAUGCGUGUGAGUUGUUUAAAUCCAAUUCAAGAUGCAGUUUCUUGGACUGAUAAACCAUUCAGCUACUAUGUUCAUACAAUUGAUCGUUCACUGUUAGAACAGUACUUUGCCCGUUUGAAAAAUCCGAAAUCUAAAGAUGAAAAUCAUACUGUUCGUCGUGAUCGUAAAGGUCGUGUAAUCUCUGAGACUACUAUGCGAGAAGGUUCAGUUCAACUAACAGUAAAUACAAAUGGUAAUAUCAGUCAUAAAUCUAGACAAUCAUCAACCAUUACAAAACAUCGUUCAAAUAAUACCUUCCGAUGUUUACCAAAAAGAUCACCAUCUUUACCUGAACUAAUAACAGCUAGUUCUCCUUCAAAACUCAUUUCUAUUGAAGGAAGAAAGUUAAGUUUACAGCAUUGUUUAACAAAACGUAAAACUAUCAAACAACAAGGAUCUACAACUGGACAUAGAAUAAAACCAUGUCAUUCACAAUAUCAUCAAUCACAACUUAAACAUUCAUCAUCAUUAUCUCAGGAUAUUUUCACAUUAUCAUGUAAUGAUGACACAAAUACUACUAAUACUACUACUACAAAUCCAGUUGAAUCUCAUAUUGAUGAUACUCAACCAGUGGAAUCAACUCAACAUGAAUCAGUAGUAUGUGAUGAUAAUCAAGAUAAAAAUCAAUUUUCUACAGUUAUUCCACAAUUAUUAUUAUUAAAUAAUCCUUGUGAAACACAAUCAUUGUCAAAAUCCAAUACUGUUAAACAAACUAUACGACGUAUUCAUAAAUAUAAAACAAUGACAACGAAUAAUAAUGAUAAAUUAAUUUAUAAUUAUCAAAUGAUUGAUGAUUGUUUCAGUUCAUCAUCAUCAUCAACAUCAUCCUCAUUACAUGAUCAACAGGAUAGUCGAAAUUCUUCAUCAUCACCAUAUAUAUCUUCAUUAUCUUCGGCGAAUCGAUCACCGAAUUCUCAAACAGAUGAAAUUACUUCUUCGUUGAGUGGUGGUGCUGGUGGUGUUGGUGUUGGUGGUGGGAAUUUGACAAAUCAUCAUCAUACUGGAUUAACAUUGAAAUCAAUUCAAUCAUCUAAUCUUUCUAUUAUUCCAGAAGAUAAAUUAGAUAAAGACAAUAAAAAUGAUGAUUCAAUGCAUAUACGUAUUAAAUUCAAAAUGUCAACCAAUACAAGUGAUAAUCAAAAUCAUCCUCCAGUUAGUGUUGUUGAAAUUAAACCAUCACUUAUGAUGAUGAAUGAUGGUGAUGAUGAUCAUGAUGAUACUAUUUCAUCCAAUAAUCCCUGUGAUAUUCAUGCGAUAAAUGAGAAACAUUUAAAUAAUGUAGCUAAUCGACGUAUUGUACGUAAAUGUCGUCAAUUAUUAUCUUCUGGCCAGACGCCAUCAUCAUCAUCAUUAAAUGUUACCAAUGUUGUUAAACAUUCAAUCAAUACUAAUCGACCAAUUGUUUUAAGAAAACGUAUACAAAAACAUUUAAUAAAAAAUUCUACAAAGCAUCAUACUACUACUACAACUAAUAAUAAUAAAUUAAAAAAACAUACACGUAAAUAUUCACGUGAUGAUUUACAUCGAAAUAUGAAUAUUUUACAUGAUUACACUGUCACUCAAUCGAACUCAAUGUUAUCAUCAAAUCAAUUUGGUUUGAAUGAUAAAAGAUUUUCAUCACCUUAUUAUUAUACAUGUCAUUAUCAACCUAUUGAUGUAUUAUAUACAGAAAGUUGUAGUAGUAGUAAUAAUAAUAAUAAUAGAAUUCAAUUAAAUUAUGAUUCUAAUUUAUCGGAUCCACAUAUAGGAUAUAAUAAAGUACCGGUACCGUUUGCAUUAACACAAUAUUUAGAGCAGGAAUCUUAUUGGACACCAAUAAAAGAAGUCAAAACGAUUUUAGCGGUUGACGAUACUUAA
Messenger RNA from Schistosoma turkestanicum, 2772 nucleotides. The record is from the annotation of a GenBank genome assembly. NCBI's taxonomy places the organism in Eukaryota, Metazoa, Platyhelminthes, Trematoda, Strigeidida, Schistosomatidae.